Camellia sinensis is the source of this 790-nucleotide messenger RNA. Lineage: Eukaryota; Viridiplantae; Streptophyta; Magnoliopsida; Ericales; Theaceae. The record is from RefSeq and is a predicted model, not a curated record.
AUCAUGAAGAUGACUUCCAAAAUGUUGGAAACUAGACUAAUAAGUUCAAAGAGUGACAAAGAUACAAAGUACCCACCUUUUCCAUCAAAGAAUAACAAACAACUCCAAAAUAUGGAAACUCGUCAACUAGUGGUUUGAAAAUUAAUCUGAAAACUCCCGUGAAUCCAACUUCUUGUUAUUGAUGUUGUUUAUUUCUUCUACAGGUUGCUUUUUAAAUAUGUUUACCCUAAUUACCUUGUAUUCACCAAUUAUCCCCAUUUCUCUUUAUGUUUCAAUUGAGACAAUCAAAUUUAUACAAUCCAAUCAAUAUAUUAACAACGAUUUGCAUAUGUACCAUGUUGAAACCAACACCCCUGCAUUGGCACGGACAUCCAAUCUGAAUGAGGAGCUUGGCCAGGUGGAGUAUAUCUUUUCUGAUAAAACUGGAACCUUAACAAGAAAUUUGAUGGAGUUCUUUAAGUGUUCAAUUUGGGGAGAGGUCUAUGGAACUAGUCUCACGGAGAUUGAAAUUGGAGGAGAACAAAGGAGUAGCAUAAAAGUUGAUGAGGUUCAGAAAUCAUCAAAUUCAAUACAUGAUAAGGGUUUCAAUUUUGAUGAUGCUAGGCUUAUGCGAGGUGCUUGGUGGAGUGAACCUAAUCCUGACAUGUGCAAGGUGACGAGACUAGUCAAGAAAGGUGCACAGAAAAUAACACUCAGUAUUGGUGAUGGUGCCAAUGAUGUUAGGUACUUGCAUUCUUUCUAUUUAAUGUUGAUUUAUAAUGUGAGUUUUUGUGCCAUUGAUUUGGAUUAA